CUCUCUCUCUCUCUCUGUCUAUCUCUUCUAUCUAUUUCUCUUUCUCUUUCUAUCCUCUAUCUCUCUCUCUCUCUCUCUCUCUAUAACAUGAUUUUCCUUUCUCUUCCUCCUCCACCACCAGCAUAGGGAGAGAAGAGAGGAAAUCACCCUCUCUUCCUCAUCUUCUUUCUUCCCCCAAUUCCUUUCAAAACACCCUCACUCUCUUUGUCUGCUUUAGCUCUCUUUGGGAGAAUAGCCUGGAGUUUUUCUUUCUUUUCUUUUUUUAUUAUUUAUUUUUCGUUUUCUCUCUUUCGAUGGUUUUUCUCGUCGGGAGGUAGUUGAUUUUUAGUUACUGAUUCUAACAACUCUUUCUGUAAGCUCUCUCUUUUCGCUUUCGCUAAGCAAGAGAUAUAUAUAUAUAUAGAGAGAGAGAGAGAGAUAGAGAGAGAACCACCAUGGCGGUUGCUUUUGAGGGAUUUUCGAUCCGAGAGUACGCGGCGAAGAUGAGGAGCGUCGACGUGGUGAAAUGCUGGCCGUUCUCGGAAGAGUUGUUGAAGAAGAGAGAAGCGGUAGAGGAAUUGCUGCCUCCGAUCGCCGUCGCCAAGUACAAGUGGUGGUCCCACGAGCUCAAACUCUUGCGAUCCGACCAGACCAACAUCGACGACAAGGAAAGCUCCAGAAAUGAGAAAUUGGUGGUGGUUGUGGAGGGAAAACAAGCUGGUGAGAAACUGGAGGAGAAAUCCGAGAUGGUUUGCCCGGUUUGCCGGGUUUUCGUGGCGGCGACGGUGAACGCUGUGAAUGCUCACAUCGAUGAUUGUCUCGCUCAGGCUUCGAAAGAAGAAAGGAGACAGAUGAAGAAAGCCAUGAAAGCCAAAUCCAAAGCUCCCAAGAAGAGAUCCAUAACUGAGAUUUUCGCUGUCGCGCCUCAGAUCGAUACAAUUGAAGAGGAUUUCAGCGAUGGGAAUGAAGGAAGUGAAGAAGGAGCAAAUGAGAAAGAUGAAGAUGAAGAUGCUAAUAAUGAUGAUGAACUGGCUGAUGAUUUCAACGUGCUGAGUGUGAGCACGAGUAGUAAUGCUGCUUCUCAAAUUAUGAAGAACAAGAAGAAAACUACGAAGAAGAAGAAGAAGGAGAACAAAAGGGCAUAUGAGGAAAUCAACAACAGGAAGUUGAACAGCAAGAAGAAGAAGAUGAAGAUGAUGAUGAAGAAGAAGAAAAGGAAGAACAAUGUUGGGUCUAUCACAAAGAAGGGUGAUACUCAUAUUUUCAAACUUCAAAAUCCAGUCAACUUUGCCAAAAAGCUAACUAAGAGGUUUGCAGUGGAUAUCUUAAAGACUGCUCCAGUUUGUGAAAAUAAACAUACUUUGAAAUGCUUAUCUAAACACAAGAUGCAAAAAGCUGUUGAAACAUCCAAGUUGGUCAAACAGAGCCAAGAACCAGUCUUUCCUAUUCGCAGCAUUCUCAAGAAUCAUGCAAUUUGUGGGCAGAACACCAAUAUGCAGUGUGAUACUCAAGCAAAUUCUUGUUGUAUUCAACAAUCAGAAAGGCAUGUGAGGUUUUCAGGCAAGGAUGACAUACUCAGUCCAAGGAAGAAAGACUUUUUUCCAUCUGAGCAGAGCACUGACAACUCACUUUCAGAUGCCUUUGCUACUUCAUCGGAAAAGGUACAAUGCACUGAUAAAACAGUAGCAGCUAUGGAGGUAAAUGGAAGUGAUGAUGAUGUUUCCAUUCGCAUGGAUUACGAGACUCAGAUUCACACUGUGACUGGAAGGAAACAACCUGAUAUUUCUGAGGAUGUUGAUAUACCAAGUUCUUUGAGGCCACAUGUAACCAAUCAAGGAAAAGUGAAGCAUUUUGCUAAGAAAACUGUAGCCCAAAGUCAGGGUCCAAUUGAUGAUAAUAAUUUUCAAAGGUAUGAUCAAGGUUGCCCUAUUGCUUCUCAUAGAUCUGGAUUUACCGGCAUUCCUGGUUUCCUUUCUGAAUUGGAGGGACCCUGCAUAAAUACUCAAGUAGGUAGCAAUAUCUCCAGAACUUUCAAUUCCAGGGGAAAGCUGGCUAAUCAUGUCCUAGAUCCUAGCCAUAGAGUUUCUGAAAUUGCUUCAAUUGUGAAUACAAGGGCAUUUCCUGAGCCUUCAUCUUGCUUCACUUUAAAUGAAAAUGCAAACUGCCAGAGGCUUCAGUUGCAGUCACAGUCAGCUGUGGAAAAAAUUAAUGGUCAAACUUUGCAGUACCAGCCAUUUCGUUGCCCGUCUCCUAAUGAUCAAUCUUUCCAGUACCAACCAUUUCGUUGCCCGUCUCCAAUGGACUUGAUGGGUGGCAUAUCUCCAUUUCCCGAGUGGAAACAUAAUACAUUUUCCUGGAGAGAGAAGUGUAUGGAUCAAGACUUUUUUGGUUUACCUCUCAAUUCACAAGGUGAGUUGAUCCAGUCAAGUUCAAGGGGUAAAGGUGCAGUUAACCAGCUGAGGGAGACAAAUACAGUUGCUGGGUCUCCCAGUAGCUUUCCUGCAUGCGGUAUUUCCCAACACAGAAGUACCAGGGAUUAUUUAAGUCUGAAUAACAAACAUUUUGUGGUAAGAGAACUUCCAAUUAUGGUAAGAGAACUUCCAAAUGAUCACUUAAAUCUGUUUCCUGUGCAGAAUUAUGUUCAUGAGAAUCCUACUUUACAUAUACCAGCUAGGUUAGGUGUUACUUAUUUGGAAAGUACAGGGAGAGCUGAUAAUCAUCAGCUCGAUUAUGAGAGAGGAAGCGACCGGACUUUUCAACCAGUUGGUUCAGACCUGAACCUGAUGAAUAUGUCUUUCAGUGGAAGCAGGCAAUAUGACCUGAUGGAGAAGCAAAAGCCAAAUGGAACACUUCAUCCGAAGGAAACAUCAUCUAAGAUGGUAUCUAAUACCAGCCAACCAACAAUGCGUCUGAUGGGUAAAGAUGUUGCAAUUGGUAAAAGUAGCAAAGAGAUGCAAGGUUAUGAGGAUGAAAAGGUUUGGACUGAUAAGGAAAUGAUUACAGAACAUUGUCAAUCUAACACUAGCCUGGAUAAUUCCUCAUUGAACAGAACUUUUCAACACGAGUGGUUUCCUCAAACUGUGUCAGGAAAGUCAAAAGAAAGUAUAGCCCCAUGUUUGGAACUUAGCAGUGGACAAGCCCCGCAAAGUAAUAUACUGAUGACAUCUCCAGGGACAAGUUUUCCUCACCCUUACCUCAAUUGGCAAACAAAUGCAUCAUUUCCAAGCAGUAGCCUUGCUUCCACUGCUAGUCCUAGUUCUAAUUUGCUCCCGUUUACUCAAAUUCCUACUUCUCACACGAUGUUAAAUCAGGCAUCGAAUUUACAGGAGCUCUUCAUAUCUGGGGCUGAAUCUAUACGACUUGGUUCUCAAUUACCAGUACUAGCUACUCCACAAGAUACCUGCGAGCAUGUGCAUUGGAGACCAUCUGAACUUCCUUACAAGCAGAAUCUUCCUCAUUUUACAAAACCAGGGUUUGACUUUCCAUUCGUAGAUCCAGAUUCUAGAGUCAACGCCCAAUCAUCAUGGUUUCAGAGCUGCACGAAAAGCCUGCCUUCUUGGUUGUUACAUGCAACACAACAGGGGAAUACACCUAUUAUCUCCUCUCAAUCAUUUUCCAGUGUGGGAAGCAAACACCAUCAGCACAUUUCCUCCGGAACAAACAUUCUCAAUAACCCAUCUGUUUAUCAUCAAGCAGAAGGAAGUUAUUCUCACAAUUCCGUGCCUUCACAUUCACAAGGGAAGAGCGCACUUGGUCCGUCACCUAUAGUUCUCCCCCCACUUGUUCCGGUCAUUCCUGGGGCAAAACAGGCUUCUUCAAUCAAUGUUGCCUAUAGAAACAGAAUGAAGGUCAAAGACAGAUUGAAAUCGAAAGCUUUAGGUGUCAAAGACCUUUAUCCUUGCAAGAAAAGCAAGAAGAGACAGGCACAUAAAGCACUUGAUUCGAUAAAAUCCUCCAGAAUACUUGACCAAGAAGCAAAUUUGAGUGCAAGGAGCGGGUCCAUAAUAGAGAAUCUUAGCAAUGAAAUGCAAUACAAUUGGAGAGCACAUGACCCUGAUUCAAACAGGAGCAGAGGAAGUAUCAAUGGAAUCAUAACCUCUGACAAUGAGUCUCCUAAAGUGGAUUAUAUGGCAAGAUCAGGUCCUAUUAAACUAAGUGCAGGAGCAAAGCAUAUCCUGAAGCCAAACCAAAAUAUGGAUCAGGACAAUUCCAGGCCAAUCCAUUCUACCAUCCCUUUUGCUUCAGUAACUAAUGGUAGUAGGGCACCGGAGUACCAGAACAAAGCAACUAAGAUCUACAGGUUUUAGAAGAACAAACAUCCUUGAUAUGGGAGAGACUCUUCAUAUCUGACCAUUUGAGCUACUGGCUUCAAACAAAAUCAAGCUCUCUGCACCUUUCAAUACGAGGUUCAAACAUAUGGGUAAUAUAUAUGACCAUGAAAUGGUUUAGAGUCUAUUAAAAUAUUGCCCAAUUGUUUGUUCACUUGUUAGCGUUUGAUUCCCGGCACCAGCUUUUGCAAGAUGUAGCAUUUGUAAUGCUAUGAUAGUUGAAUAGUGGCUUUAGCUUUUGUUAUGCUUGGCUGACAACAUAAGUUGUUCUUUUCUUUUCUUUCAGUUACAUUUGAUCCUAUAAUUGUAUUGUAUCUGAAGUUUGGUGAUGGAGUUAUAAGGAUUAUCCUGAUUGUAAGAAUCUAUGAACAAAAUAUAUAUUUUCCACUGUAAUGCUUAAUUAUGGGAUGGAUAUGUAAUUAUUGCCAGUAUUGAACAUUAGUAAUAUAUAUUAUCCCUUGAAUGUUGCAUGA
This is a messenger RNA of Ziziphus jujuba (common jujube), 4780 nucleotides long. RefSeq lists its product as uncharacterized. NCBI's taxonomy places the organism in Eukaryota, Viridiplantae, Streptophyta, Magnoliopsida, Rosales, Rhamnaceae. The record is from RefSeq and is a predicted model, not a curated record. The transcript has 4 exons. Bases 435 to 4286 code for a protein of 1283 amino acids.